Apodemus sylvaticus (European woodmouse) is the source of this 920-nucleotide messenger RNA. Its product is annotated as histone H2A.Z. NCBI's taxonomy places the organism in Eukaryota, Metazoa, Chordata, Mammalia, Rodentia, Muridae. The record is from RefSeq and is a predicted model, not a curated record. The coding region runs from base 155 to 541 and encodes 128 amino acids. The transcript is spliced from 5 exons. Gene Ontology annotation, molecular function: structural constituent of chromatin; DNA binding; protein heterodimerization activity. Gene Ontology annotation, cellular component: nucleosome.
UGAGGGAACAUUCUGCAGUAUAAAGGGCGCGAGGAAGGCGGGAGACGGCGCAGUUUGAAUCGCGGUACGACGGAGGAGUGGGCGCCGGGAUCUCGCUGAGCGUCCGCCUGGCCUCGUCUCUUCCUCGCUUGUCCGAGCUUCAGCACAGUCCGAGAUGGCUGGCGGUAAGGCUGGAAAGGACUCCGGAAAGGCCAAGACAAAGGCGGUUUCCCGCUCGCAGCGAGCCGGCUUGCAGUUCCCUGUGGGCCGUAUUCAUCGACACCUGAAAUCUAGGACAACCAGCCACGGACGUGUGGGCGCGACCGCUGCUGUGUACAGCGCAGCCAUCCUGGAGUACCUCACCGCAGAGGUACUUGAGUUGGCAGGAAAUGCAUCAAAAGACUUAAAGGUAAAGCGUAUUACCCCUCGUCACUUGCAACUUGCUAUACGUGGAGAUGAAGAAUUGGAUUCUCUGAUCAAGGCUACAAUUGCUGGUGGUGGUGUCAUCCCACACAUCCACAAAUCGCUGAUUGGGAAGAAAGGACAACAGAAGACUGUCUAAGGAUGCCUGGAUUCCUUAUUAUCUCAGGACUCUAAAUAUUCUUAACAGCUGUCCAGUGUUGGUGAUUCCAGUGGACUGUAUCUCUGUGAAAAACACAAUUUUGCCUUUUUGUAAUUCUAUUUGAGCAAGUUGGAGGCAUAAUUAGCCUUCCAACCAACCAAAUUUCUGCAUUCGAGUCUUAACCAUAUUUAAGUGUUACUGUGGCUUCAAAGAAGCUAUUGAUUCUGAAGUAGUGGGUUUUUGAUUGAGUUGACUGUUUUUAAAAAAACUGUUUGGAUUUUAAUUGUGAUGCAGAAGUUAUAGUAACAAACAUUUGGUUUUGUACAGACAUUAUUUCCACUCUGGUGGAUACGCUCAAUAAAGGUCAUAUCCCAAACUA